AUGACAUCGUCAACCUCAUUAAAUUAUACCAAUUUCAGAGACAUCUGGUACACCAUGAUUGGGAUCCCAGGACUAGAAGACACACACAUUUGGCUCUCCAUCCCCAUCUGUUCAAUGUACAUAGUAGCUGUUGUAGGCAAUACAUCCCUAAUAUUGCUGAUAUCCACUGAGCGUAGUCUUCAUGAACCCAUGUACUUUUUCCUUUCAAUGUUGGCCCUGGCAGAUAUCUUCCUGUCCACAGUGACCAUUCCAAAGGUAUUAGCAAUAUUCUGGUUCCAGGCUGGUGGCAUUUCUUUUGCUAGCUGCGUGUCCCAGAUGUUUUUUCUCCACUUUGUCUUUGUGACAGAGUCUGGUAUAUUGUUAUCCAUGGCAUUUGACCGUUAUGUUGCCAUCUGCUAUCCACUAAGAUAUAUCAACAUUCUAACCCCAUCUGUCAUCAGAAAAAUGGGCACUGCAUCUGUGACUAGAAGCUUCUUCAUAUGCUUUCCCCUGAUCUUCCUUGUUUAUCGGCUCACCUACUGUGGGAGGAAGAUCAUUCAUCACUCCUACUGUGAACACAUGGGCAUUGCCAGGUUGGCCUGUGACAGCAUCAAGGUCAAUAUUUACUAUGGGAUUGUUGUAGCUUUAUUUUCCAUAUGCCUAGAUGUGGUACUGAUCAUUGUCUCAUAUAUCCUUAUACUUUGUGCUGUGUUUAGAAUUCCUUCUCGAGAUGCCCAACUCAAGUCCACCCAGAACCAUGCACAAUUUCCUACUAAUCCAACUUUGUAUUCCUUUUUCAUUUUUUGA
This is a messenger RNA of Cricetulus griseus (Chinese hamster), 786 nucleotides long. NCBI's taxonomy places the organism in Eukaryota, Metazoa, Chordata, Mammalia, Rodentia, Cricetidae. The record is from RefSeq and is a predicted model, not a curated record.